GGUUCAUCUCCACACCAGCUGUUUCUCGAGCGACAUCAGAGGAAGUGAUUCAGAUGCGCAGUGAGCUCUUCACCAAAGAGAAAGAGAGGCAGUUGUCUCUUUAUCCGCGAAUUGAGAAAAUCGAAGUAAAAUACACCGGGAAGUCGCACCCUGGCAGUGUGUUUGUAAUGAACAAAGUUUUGUCUACUCCGUACAAUUGUGCCAUGCACUUGAGUGAAUGGCAUUGCCAGAAAUCUGUUCUAGCUCUUGUGGAUGGUGAAGUCUGGGAUAUGUAUAGACCCUUGACCAAAUCCUGUGAAAUUCAGUUCCUUACUUUCAAAGAUGAAGAUCCAGAGGAAGUAAACAAGGCCUAUUGGCGUUCCUGUGCCAUGAUCAUGGCAUGUGUGUUAAAGCGGGCAUUCAAAGAUGAAUACUCAGUGAAUCUGGUUAAAGCUCCAGAAGUGCCAG
Molecule: messenger RNA, 447 nt
Organism: Tauraco erythrolophus (red-crested turaco)
Lineage: Eukaryota; Metazoa; Chordata; Aves; Musophagiformes; Musophagidae
Source: RefSeq, a predicted model, not a curated record